UGUGAGAGACGGAGACGGGGCUCGAGCCUCCGCACCGUGCAGAUUUCACCGGCAGCAAACCGGAAAAAAACACCGAGCGCAGACAGGAUCCGGCUCACGACAGCCCAGCAAACAUCCCGGGAGACCAGCGAGAGAGCAGGCGGAGGGAGCGCGCAGGUGGGCGGGUGGUCACCGGGAGCCCCGCCGGUCUGUCUGCCUGCACACAUCAACAUAAAGCGGGAUGAAGCAGCGGCCAGUGCCGCGCUCUCUCCGCAUCUAAACACCGAGUCACGGAACCGGAGGCGGCUGCACUCCGCUUCAGACGAGCCGUUAUCGAACGGACCUGUGAUUUAUAAUCCGGGCUUCACCCACCGCGCAGCUCCGGGGCUCAGCACCAGCUGUUGGCCUGGUGGUGAUGCUCCAUGCUCCUCACGCUGUCCGAGCUGCACCUGCCAGGCUGAACCCAGGGAUUAACGGACCAGAGCUCACAUCUGGAGACAAAGGAUCAUCUGGAGGACAAAACACCUGGAAGAAUAGCAUCUGGAGGAUUCAUGUAAACAAAGAGAGACAACAUCUGGAGGAUAAACCGAAGACUUCCAGUGACAGUUUGGAUGUGACCAGGCAACGACGUGAGGAUGUGGACCCAUCUCCCUGUCCCGCCGGUCCUGGUCCUGGUCCUGGUCCUGGUGCAGGCCCGCUCUGUGUCGGCAGCGCGCUCUGACAGGAACAUGGUGGUCGAAGAGUCGGUGAGUGCCACGGUGAAUGCCACGGUGCUGGAUGGACGUGGAAACGCCGUCCACAUGAUGAGCAGUGAUGAUGGGAAGUAUGGACAGGACUCCCCCAAAGUGGACACCAGGGGUAUCGUCAUCACACCUGCACCGCAUCAUGGAGUGGUGGACCGGCAGGGAUGUGACCCCAACACUCACUUCCUGGUUCCCCCCCGGAGCAUCUACUGGGUGGCGCUGAUGCAAAGAGGCAACUGCACUUUUAAGGAGAAGAUCCUGAAGGCGGCUGCAUACAACGCCACGGCCGUUCUCAUCUACAACAACUCCACUGAGGACACCGUCAAGAUGGGACACGAAGGUACUGGUGAUAUUGUGGCAGUGAUGAUCACGGAGGCGUAUGGUAAAGAGAUCCUGGCCCACCUAGAGCGGAACAUGACGGUCCUGGUCUCUGUGGUGGUGGGUCAACGUGGGCCCACCAAAAACAUCAACCGAGGGUCACUGGUCUUCGUCUCUAUCUCCUUCAUCAUCCUCAUGAUCAUCUCGUCUGCCUGGCUCAUCUUCUACUUCAUCCAGAAGAUCCGCUACACGAGUGCUCGUGACCGCAGCCAGCAUCGUCUUGGCGAUGCAGCAAAGAAAGCCAUUGGAAAGCUGAAGACAAGGACGGUGAAAAAAGGAGACAAGGAAACGGACUCAAACCAUUGUGCGGUGUGUAUUGAAGUGUACCAGCUGAACGAUGUGGUUCGAAUCUUGCCCUGCAAACAUGUCUUUCAUAAAGUGUGUGUGGACCCCUGGCUGAAGGAACACUGCACCUGUCCCAUGUGCAAACUCAACAUCCUCAAAGCUCUCGGCAUCACGACCAGUCUUCCCUGUGUGGACAGCGUCGUGUUGGAUGUGGAACGUCUAGGUGUCAGCCAGGCAUCCGGCAGCCAGAGGGCACCCCUUAGUGGCAGCAGCCAGCCAUCCAUCAGCCUGGAGCCACUCAGCCCCCCCCACACUGAGGCCACGCCCAGAACACCUGCUGAUAUCACCAUUGCUGUAACCAGCGGCGGUCGCUUCUUCAACAGGAACUCCAUGUCCCCUCGCAGCGUCGUCUGUGAGAUGGAGCUUCCAGACAUACAGGCUUCACUUGACCUCUACGAUGACAACAAGUCCUGAGGCUGGUUGUCAUGGUUACAGUCCUCCAGCAACAACACCAAUCGAGCUGCUGAUAGAUGGAUGACCUUUUAUGGACACAGGAAGCCUUCACAGAGUGUUUCCUGUUGGGGGGAUCUGAUCUUAUCUUAACCAUCAUUUAUUCUAACAGACUUUCUACAGACUGAACAGAUCCGGGUCUGGAUCUGGGUCUUUAUCCUGGUCUGGAUCCCAGUCUCAGACUUGUGAUUCUCAUUUUUUUUUUCCCAGUAGUGUGAAACCAGAAGAAGUUUCAAACUAACAAUCCUGACAGCAGCUGAACCAGAACCAAACCAGAGCACCUGAACCCAGAGUUCCCUCAGUGUUUCUGUGUUCAGUCAUAACUCUGGGAAUUUUAAACCUGACAUCCUGAUUGGUUGACUGAUCAUUGCCAGGUUCCUGCACCCUCUAAAGACCUGGAUCCGGACCAAAACUCCUUGUCUGUAAAUACUGAAUGACCUGGUUAUUCCUCUGUAUCACUGGACAGAACAAGAACCAGAGGAAGUUCUGCACCUGGACCUGGACCGAGAUCCUCUGGAGUAAACAACUUUAACGUUAACUCCCUGUAGCAAAAAUAAAUAAAUACAAAAAAAUCCAGUUUGUCUGUAGAUCAAAGAAACAUUACAUUAAAGGACCAGUCCACCACUUCAGGAACCCUACUCAUGGAACAUGGCAAAAUGAAAUGGGUGUGGCAUCCCUCAGGGAACCAUUCUGGGUCCCCUGACCUUUAGAUUUAAAGAACAAAGCAGCAUUUUCAGAAACCUCACACUCCCCUCUCAGAGAUGGAUAAAGAGAAGGACUUCAGUUUAAUCACACGCCAGCCCAUGAUGUUAGCAUAGCUUAGCACAAAGACUAAGGUGAGGGGAAACUGUUAGCCUACCUUAGCACAGAGUAAAACCAAUGUGGACACUGAACAUCUCUUAGAUGUUACAUUAGGAAGUGUUUGAUACUGUAUAACAAAAAAUUAAGCUAGAACAUAUACUAGAUACAUAUACUGUGUAGUCACAGGUACAGGUAUAUUAGCCAUUUUGAUAAACAGGAAAAGGCCACUGAGAUGCUAACAGAUACUAAUAGUGGUUAACACGUCUCUGUGCAGUAAAGACUGGAGGGGGUCCUGAAGUGAUGGACUACUCCAUUAACAUGUAUUAAAGAGCUUCUGAAUUACUCAGCGUGUUAUAAUAAUAAUCAGCAUAUAAACAGCAUUAUACAAUCUAUAACCUGACUGAUUGAUCAGUAUUAUCUCUGAAGUGACCUGAAGGCGUGCAGGACGCUCAGCUGCCACCUGUCUCUCUGUCCUCGUCUCUGUGUCUCGUAGUGGUUAUGGUGGUGGUGGUGAUGAAGGAGGACGUGUGAUGCUUUCAGUUUACUGUGUCUGUACUGCCUCAGCAUUAAGUGUCAUUAAAGUGUCUUCAACAUGCAAA
Archocentrus centrarchus (flier cichlid) is the source of this 3295-nucleotide messenger RNA. RefSeq names its product ring finger protein 130 (gene rnf130). The record is from RefSeq and is a predicted model, not a curated record. Gene Ontology annotation, molecular function: ubiquitin protein ligase activity. Lineage: Eukaryota; Metazoa; Chordata; Actinopteri; Cichliformes; Cichlidae. Gene Ontology annotation, biological process: protein ubiquitination; positive regulation of DNA-templated transcription; ubiquitin-dependent protein catabolic process. Bases 615 to 1859 code for a protein of 414 amino acids. Gene Ontology annotation, cellular component: nucleus. The transcript is spliced from 9 exons.